AUGGCCGUAACUGCGGCGUUAGUCAUGGAGAUUUCUGAACCAGAAAUUGAAGAAUGUGGAUACACCAACCAAUUGAAGGUCAUUGACAAUGGCAUUACCAACGAUGAUUAUUUGGGAUUAGGCGUACAAGAAUUUCAAGACGUGGAUUUGUUUUGUAAGGAAACAGUAGAAGAUUUGGACCAGGUGUGGUAUAUUCCAGACGAGGCGAGAAAGGAUGCUUUUAAAAUUAAACCGUAUCAGCUAAGGUCUCGCAACACAGGAGCUCCGUUUAGAGACUCUGGUGACAGCAAUCCAUCAUAUCAAGUUGGUGAUCCUCCCAAACAAAAUCCAUAUAUCAAUUAUUUAGUUCAGCAAUUUCAAAAUUCAAAUACAACAUCACAGAAUCCAGAAAUACCACAAGCUAAUCUACCCGAUGAACUCUUACAAGAGUAUGGGUGUGUCGAUAUGGAUCUUCCAAUAAUUGAAAGUGGAAAACCGCCGUCUCCGUUACUUGAUAGACUGACUUUAGUAGAUUCAUUUAAUGAAGUAUCAAUGAACGAUGUCAUUAUAUUCAGAGACGAAUCUUUAAUACCAUACCUUCAACGAAGUCCACGGAGCAGUCCAACAUUCAGUGGAUCAAAUAACACAAGUCCGAGAAGUAUUUCUCCAGUAAGUGACCAUGUAGUGCCUGGCGAAGAUGAUGGUAGAAACAGAAUUCUCAGAUCAUGUGAAAUACAAAACGAUCAAAUUGUACCAGAAUAUCAGUUGUACAUUGAGGAAUAA
Molecule: messenger RNA, 762 nt
Organism: Lottia gigantea (owl limpet)
Lineage: Eukaryota; Metazoa; Mollusca; Gastropoda; Lottiidae
Exons: 2
Coding region: 1-762 (253 amino acids)
Source: RefSeq, a predicted model, not a curated record